UGGGAAGACGGUGAUCUGGUUCCUGAAACACAGUUAAAUCAUGGGAAACGUGGAGAGUCAGAACGGAGACAGCAGUGUGUACGGCAAUGAAGCGGUACACCUUUCUCGUAAACAAACAUCCCGCUCACUCCGCCUCACCAACAAAAAGUCAGUAACUCGCCGGCAAAGGGUCUCUUCGAUUGUGAAACAGGAGUACAGAAACUCAGAGACCUCCACUCGCUCUUCCAGCACACCAAGUAUCCCACAGUCCUUAGCUGAGAGUGGACUGGAACUUUUCAAUGGCACAGAUGAGCUGGGAGAGUUUGGCAUCAACCCCCACUGGACACAACGCAUCUCAAUGACAAUGAGGCCAGACUCCUAUCAACAUGAGGACGAGCCCUUGGCCACGCCAACUCCUGAGACAGAGGCAGACACUAUUGCUCAGGAUGGAGCAGAGGAUUCUAUGGGGGAAGGAGAUGUUCCUGGGGAAGAAAGAUACCUCCAAAGAAUGACUGAAGGUCCCAGAGAUGGAGGAACUUUUAAAAAGAAGCGAUCAAAGUCAGCAGACAUGUGAGAAGAUAGCCUGGAGUUCUCUUUGUCCGACCUGAGCCAGGAAAAUCUUACCAGCACAGAAGACAUAAUCGACGGAGGAGAGGAAGAGGAGGAGCAGUUCACACGUCUCAGAGGGAGUGCAGGCUCCUCUGAAAGAGCUUCUUCCCUGGACCAUCUGUGCAGCCAGCAGAGUCCAGGCCUCCAGGGCCAGAGGAAUCGUUACAUUAAAAACCACAGAGAAGCCAACUGCAAAGGAGACACCGAAGCAGAGGAUGGGUUGAUGUCUCCAACUGAAGAGGAUGGCAGCAGCUAUGGAGCAUUCACCCUCCCCUGUCGGCGAUCUCACUGUCUGUCUGAAGGGUUGUCAGGGCUGGGGAUCCCCUCCGUACCUUGCCCCGCCUUCCAGGGACGUCGUGCACAUACUACUCAGGACAUCUCAGGUGCUAUGGGAGAUGGAAGUGAAUAUGGCGACAGUGGCAUUGAUGGCGUUGCCACAGAGACGGACGCAGACGGCGAGCUGAUCUCCCGGCGGUGUAAAGCCAUGUCGGCCUCGUUCUCUCUCUACUCAGCUGCAGAGAGCAGCGUCUUUAAUGGGAGUGACAGUGGGAGCAGCAGCGCAGGCGGAGGAGAAGGAAGAGCUGCUGAGGGAUGCAGAGGAGGAGUAUAUGAGAAUUUCCGGAAGGAGUUAGAAAGUCAGACGAAUCAGGGCAGAGAUUUCCCUGAGGAGGCCAAUUCGGCUGUAAGUGAUGAGCAGAGCAGCGGCACUCUCAGCAGUGUCUACCCAUCUGACACAGUGACUGGCUGCGCACAAGGCACAGUCAGGAAAGCUGGAGCUUUAGCUGUGAAGAACUUCCUGGUUCACAAGAAAAACAUGAAAGUGGAACUCGCAACAAAGCGCAAGUGGAAACAGUACUGGGUGUCUCUAAAAGGCUGCAGCCUCUUCCUUUAUGAAUCAGAUGGUCGCUCGGUAAUUGACCAUAACAAUGUUGCUAAACAUGCCUUGUGGGUGGAGAACAGCAUUGUGCAGGCCGCACCCGAACAUCCCAAGAAAGACUAUGUCUUCUGCCUUAGCAACUCAAUGGGGGAUGCAUUUUUAUUCCAGACAUCAGGCCAAACCGAACUUGAGAACUGGAUCACGGCGAUUCACUCUGCGUGUGCUACAGCUCUUGCCCGACAGCACCACAGGGAGGACACCGUAAGGCUGCUCCGAACUGAGAUCCGCAAACUGGAGCAGAAGAUUGACAUGGACGAGAAAAUGAAAAAGAUGGGAGAUAUGCAGCUUUCCGCUGUCACUGAUGCAAAGAAGAGGAAGACCAUACUGGAGCAGAUUUUUUUGUGGGAGCAGAACUUGGAGCGGUUCCACAUAGAUCUCUUCCGCUGUCGCUGCUACCUGGCUAGCCUACAAGGCGGUGAACCUCCAAAUCCCAAACGCCUCCUGGGUUUUGCUUCACGUCCCACCAAAAUGGCCAUGGGUCGCCUUGGCAUCUUUUCUGUGUCUUCCUUCCAUGCACUGGUGUCAGCCCGAACUGAAGGCAGCAUCAGGAAGCGAAACCAGGCUGUGCAGCGAACCUUCAGUAAACGGCGUAGCCGCUUCUCCUCCCUCUGGGGUCUGGACACUGCCUCCAGAAGAAAGACCAAAGGACAUCCUUCAGCUCAACAGGUGUUUCAAAAUGGGACGGAUCCUGUAAGAAAACCGUUGGAGCUCAUGUUUGAAGACUCAGCCAGCGAGAUAUCUAAAAAAACUGAAGACUCUGUGAAAACUGUUCCUCAGCAAAGCGUAGACAGUGAUAUUUGGGUUCCCGAUUAUUUGAAGCCCUCCUGGGUUUGCCUGCCAAACAAUCAGCCAGUCCUGGCCAUUGUUCAGCCUGGGGAGACAGCAGUGGAUGUCCUGAGCAGUGUCUGUAAGACCCAUCAGAUUGAGCCCUCUGGUCACUACCUGCGUGUCAAAGUGUGGGUCGACAACCAGUUGCUUUAUUAUGUUCCAAAGCCUGAAGAGGAUAUGUGUUGGCAGAUCUACAAAGAAAUUGAGAUUUGCCCCAGAGCUACCAAGGUGAUCUGUUUUGACAAAGCAGAGUCCAGCACCAUUGGAUAUGGUUUCACUGUGGCAGUUACAGAAGAGGAUGAUGUGCAGCGGCUUCAUGUCAUUGAAGUGAAACCAGGAGGCCUGGCUUCAGCUAAAGGUUUGAAAGCAGGUGAUGAGAUUCAGUUCCUCAAUGGUAAACCUGCCUCCGCCCUCCAACUGGAUGAUUUGAGGGCAGCUUUUGGGAACCGUAUGCUUACCCUGAUUGUCAGCACUCUGCCCCAGCUAGACUCGAAGGUGCAGUGCUUCUGUCCUCCUCGUCGCGCCGACGGAGAACAAGAUCCAGCCACAGACAUCUUUUCGCAGAGUCAAGAGAACAUCCUGGACGAGGUGUCAGGUUUGACUGUGGAGAGUCCCGAUGACAGCAUGGAAGAGGGACCUCUAUUAACCCUGCAGAGCCCCAGAGAUCAUCACAAUGAUAGAACAUUAAUGGCAGCUGGACAGAAGAGCACAGAGCAAGUCACUGCUUUCUGCCGCAAUCUCCAUGAUAUGAAUCCCCUGGAGUGCCCAAUGUCAUCCUCCUCAUCAUCGUCUUCAUCGUCCCUGUCACCGAGCCCUGUGUCAGCUUUGGCGCCUGGUACCGGCACUGCCGCCCAGAGGCAGCUUUCCCAUGCAGACAAACUGCGCAAGGUUAUCAGUGAAUUGGUGGAGACAGAGAAGACCUAUGUCAAGGACCUGCGCUGUCUCAUUGAGUGCUACUUGAAACCUUUACAGAAAGAGAGUUUCCUAACACAGGAUGAGCUGGAUGUUUUAUUUGGUAAUCUUGAAGAGAUGGUGGAAUUCCAGUUGGAGUUUCUGCGAACGCUUGAAGAUGGAAUCAGACUGGUGCCUGAUCUGGACAGACUGGAGAGAGUGGAUCAGUUUAAGAAGGUGCUUUUCUCUUUGGGUGGGUCAUUCCUUUAUUAUGCUGAUCGGUUCAAGAUCUAUAGUGCAUUUUGUGCCAGCCACACAAAGGUCCCAAAGGUCCUGGCUAAAGCCAAAACUGACCCAGAGUUCAAAGCUUUCCUGGCUGAGAAAAAUCCCAGACAGCAACAUUCAUCCACGCUGGAGUCUUACCUGAUCAAACCCAUCCAGAGAGUCCUGAAGUAUCCACUCCUACUCAGGGAGCUCUACUCUCUCACGGACCCAGACAGUGAAGAACACUACCAUCUUGAUGUCGCAAUCAAGGCCAUGAACAAAGUUGCGAGUCACAUCAAUGAGAUGCAAAAGCUUCAUGAGGAGUACGGGGCAGUUUUUGAUCAGCUCAUCAAUGAACAGUCCGUGGAUAACAAACAGGUGCUUGAUCUCUCAAUGGGCGACCUUCUGCUGCACUCAACAGUGGCGUGGAUGAAUGCUCCAUCCAGUUUUGGCAAAAGCAAAAAGGACCCAGAAUUAUCUGUUUUUGUGUUCAAAACCGCUGUUGUUUUUGUUUACAAAAACUCGUCCAAACACCGGAAAAAAAUUGGGGGAUCUCAUCGUGCGACUGUGAGCGAGGACAGGGAUCAUUUCCGCUUCCGAUACAUGAUUGCAACAGACUCCCUGCAAGUCCGGUCCGCUGCAAGCUCUGAAGCCACAACAGUAUGUGAACUAGUCCACACAAGGUCUGAAUCUGAAGGAAGACCAGAAAAAAUCUUUCAGCUGUGCUGCAGUUCUCCAGAGAGCAAAAAGGGCUUCUUGAAAGCAGUCCAGUCUAUUCUUAGGGAGAAGCAACGGCGACAUAUUCUCAAGACAAAAUCUAUGCCACCCAACCAGAAGUAUGUCCCGUUUGGUGGCAAACGCCUGAGUGCCCUCAAAGGUGCCCGGCCUGCCAUGAACAGAGCAGCAUCUGCCCCAUCACGAACUCUGAGUCGCCGAAGCCUCUUGACGAACCACAUUACUAUUGAUGCUGACCAGGUUUUCCACGGCACCAACAACAGCACUGAUGUUCCUAACAUCUCCUAUCGGUCAUCCUGCUCCCCUUCAAAGUCCCCUCCCUCCAAGCACGAACCUCAUCCGUCUCACAAACAUCAGGCAGAGGACACAGACCGUUGGGUGGAGGAGCAGUUCAACCUGAGGCGCUACGAAGACCAAUGCGAAGACAUUGAUGACAGACAGGUAAAGGAGACGGACAUCUUGAGUGACGAUGACGAAUACUGUAAAUCUGUGCGAGCCUCUUCGGCCGAACCAGACUCCCUGGAGGCAGGAGUGGGAGAACUGAAGUUGCACAGCAAAGAGGUCAACUUGAAUAGAAAGAUGGAGUCAAGAAGCGAGAUGGAGCAGGGUGUGAAAGUGGAUCGAACAAAACAGAAGGAUGAUUCAGACUCCUUUACGUCCUGCAGCCUGUCUGUCUCUUGUUCCUCAAAGGUCACUCCUUUGAAGCAGCAGUGUUCUGUGGAGGGAGCCACUAGCAAGAACCACGACAUGAUCUGGAUACGACGGGACGACUUUAAUAAAGGGUGCAACAGUGAUGUCUUUUGAUGGGAGACUACAGAAUGAAGACAAGAGCAAACAGAGGUGUCUUCCACUCAGUACAUCAUUCAUUCCCCUUGAAUUUUUUAAAAUUUUAUAUUUUAUUGGGAUUUUGUGAUGGAUGACUCCAAAAAAAUUGCAUUAUUAAGGGGAAGCAAAAGGAUUUAUUGUUUUCCUGAUUACAAUUUAAAAUCCCAAAAGUGAAAAGGUCAUUUAUAUUCAGCCAAAUAAGUCAGUACUUUAUAGAUGUUAAUGUAGUUGAUUCCAUGUUUAGAAAAUCUGAAAAGUUUGGCAUUUUUGUUUAGGCCUUUUUACUCUGACAGCCCUAGUUAAAUCUCCAGUUCCAGCAUCUCCCUCUAUUUAGCUCCACACCUCUAAAAAGGCCUAAAUAAAAAUGGCAGAUUUUAUUUUUCAUUGAAUAAAUCAUUUUUCUUUCACUUCAUAAUUAAACUCUGCAUUUUUUCCUGGCACUGAAAAUCCCAUUGAAAUACAUGGAAGUGUGUGGUCAUAGCUUAUGAUUAUAAACUGUUCAAGGGGUAUAAAAAGCUUUGCAAGUAGUUGUAAAUCAGGAUUCCAAAAAAAUUAGGGUGAAUCGGGUACAAGCUUUAAGAGAAAGUGUAUGCUAACCACUCUUUUUAACUCCUCCCAGUUUGACAAUCCUACUGUCUUACAACAUGCUCUGGUUCCUCUUGUGCUCCUCAGAUUCUAAUUCAGAACUUCUGACUGUAAAAUCCCUCACAGAGACCCCUCACUGUACCCAGGCAUUUCACAAACAGAUGGCAUUUAUCUGAAGAUGAAAGCAUUGCAUGUGCAGAUGAGGUGGUGUAUGUCUUCAUGCACUGAAAAGCACAUUGUAUGUAGACGUAGGCAGCUACUGUCUCAUGACACACACUGCACAGAAGAGACAUACUCACUAAAUUGUGACUCAUGGACCAAAACGUCUAUUUUUCAACACAGUAAUGUGGGUGUUAUAUAUUUUUCUGACUUGAAAAGCUGUUUGUAUUUACAACCGAACCAACCCUAACCCCCCCAAAGGGCUGUGUGUUCUUUCUCUUCAGGGGAUUUUAGCUAAAUGGCUGCUGUAUAAAAGAUGGUGAGGUCUGACUAGCUUUAUUGUGCUUUUUUAAAAAACAGUUUUAAUAACAGCUGCACAUCACUGUAUAGUUGGAAGUAAUAAUAGUACUGAUCACCUGUUGUACAAAAAAAGUUUUGAUGCUCACUUUUUCUCCUAAAUACUUUUUAAAAAUGGUUAUGAAUAGCAAAUUUUUCAUGUUUAUUUAACAUUGCCUUUUACUGUAACUUAAUGUUUACAACACAUUUAUCUGCUCAGUGUUACAAACGUUGUAUUUGGUGACAGAAAUGGACUUGACAAAACUCUUUUCUGUGCCCUUCUCAUCUAUUUUGGUAGUUUUUUUUUUUUUUUUUUUUUUUUUUUUUGUUUUGUUUGUUUUGUUCAUUUGACCCCACACUGGAUAUCGGAGUCCCUUCAAGUUUGAUGUCUUUAAAAUACACCCCAACCACUCUAGUCCUGUUUACUUGAAUAUUAUUAGUCCUGAGCUGCAACUUAAUUAUCCUGCUUCAUUAGAUCCCAGCAACUUUUUACAUUUAACAUCCUGUCACAGCCUGCAUCCACUUCACAAUGUUGUGAUGCUUCUUCAUUCCACCAGGUGGUGCCAUUUCAUUAUCACAGCAACGUGUUUAUUGUGAGACUUCUGUCCAGGACACAAGUACAAGCACUUAACACCGAAUUGUGAACAUAGAGGCUGAGCUACUCUGGUUUAUAGGAAUAAGGAAGUGGAUUUUAAACUAUUGUUUAAAAUUUUAAAUUUUAAAGUGAUUUUAAACUUUAUGUUCUUGAUCGAUUUAUAAAGCCGAUAUCUCAGCUAACGGCUCACUGGUUCAUAACAUCCGGGAAAGACUUUCCAACUGUGAGGUACAAUCACCAGGCCCUGGAGGCAAACUGUGAAAAGCCCUUUGACUCCCACCUUUGUACUUUUGAAACUGUUUGUACUUAAAACUGUGGAUUUUUAUGUGAAAAUAAAUUUUCUCACUAAACCGA
Molecule: messenger RNA, 7097 nt
Organism: Poeciliopsis prolifica (blackstripe livebearer)
Lineage: Eukaryota; Metazoa; Chordata; Actinopteri; Cyprinodontiformes; Poeciliidae
Product: rho guanine nucleotide exchange factor TIAM1-like
Biological process (GO): activation of GTPase activity; positive regulation of axonogenesis; small GTPase-mediated signal transduction
Cellular component (GO): synapse; cytosol; plasma membrane
Molecular function (GO): guanyl-nucleotide exchange factor activity; protein binding
Source: RefSeq, a predicted model, not a curated record